This is a messenger RNA of Pezoporus occidentalis (night parrot), 1167 nucleotides long. RefSeq names its product G2/M phase-specific E3 ubiquitin-protein ligase-like. The coding region runs from base 1 to 1167 and encodes 388 amino acids. The record is from RefSeq and is a predicted model, not a curated record. The transcript has 7 exons. Lineage: Eukaryota; Metazoa; Chordata; Aves; Psittaciformes; Psittacidae. Gene Ontology annotation, cellular component: nucleus.
AUGGAGCAGGCAUGCGUGCUGUGUCGCCGCGCAGAGGCAGCCCCGGACAUCUGCGGGCCAAAAUGGAAUUAUGAAUGGGGCUGUGCCCAUCGCUUUUGCCUGCUUUUUGCCAGUGACCUUCAUCCCCAAGGGACCGAAGAGGAAGAAGAGAUCGGAUUUUCUCUUAUGGAUAUUCUACUGACAGUCUAUCAGGCAGCCCAGAUGUUCCAGGUCUGCUUUGUGUGUGGCGAGAGGGGGGCCACCGUCACCUGCCUGGAGAUGGGCUGCGACCGCAGGUUCCAUCUCCCCUGUGCCGUGGAGGGUGGAUGCAUCACCCGUUACUUCCUGCCGUUCAGUUCCUUCUGCUGGGAGCACCGCCCACAACAGCAAGAGCUGGCGGCUCCAGAGGACACCAACUGCCUCAUCUGCAGGGACCCUGUUGAAGGCAGAACGACCUAUGGGACCAUGGUGUGCCCAGCAUGCAAACAUGCCUGGUUCCACAGGGCGUGCAUCCAGGUAGCAGUCGUUCCCUUGCUCCGGGCACGGCAGGCUCUCAGCAGCACCAGGGCCUCACUCACGCUCUUUCUGUUUCUCCUGCAGGGACAGGCUAUGAGGGCUGGCGCUUUUUGCUUGCGCUGCCCUCUGUGUCAAAAUACGAAACUGUUUCUAACAGAAAUGCUCCUCAUGGGGAUCCAAAUCCCCAUAAGGUUGGUGUCCUCCUGGCCAGCACUGUGCCACGCCUGGACCUGCCCCCGCAGUUGUGGCCCUCUGCUGACCCCCAAGUCUAGGCUACAAGCGGCAUGGGAAGACAACAGUGCAUACGCAGAACUGUACCAGAGGCACAGGAGCUGCGAUGCCAGGGAGUGCCUUUGUCCAGGAGGAAGGGAGGAAGAAGAGCCAGACGGGCCCUGGCAGCUCUUCCUGUGCCACUCCUGCGCUGCUGUGGGCACUCACAGACGCUGCUCCAACCUGGGGAACAGCCAUGAGGCCACAUGGGAGUGUGACGGCUGUGCUGGCCCGAGCAGCUGUAAGUGUCAAAGCACCCGGGUGCUCCGGGGCUGGGGCCAGGGGCCAGGCAAGGCCCAGCAGCGGGUGCCUGGUGUGGGCUUGGCAGAGCCUGUCUGCUCCAGGAGGGCUGGGGCAGCGCUCUGGCCUACCCUGCCCCAGGCCUGGGAGCCAAGCCCUUGA